Messenger RNA from Rotaria sordida, 1551 nucleotides. NCBI's taxonomy places the organism in Eukaryota, Metazoa, Rotifera, Eurotatoria, Philodinida, Philodinidae. The record is from the annotation of a GenBank genome assembly.
AUGAGUAUUGCUGUCACCGAAUUUUAUUAUGCACAUUUAUUACAACCAAAUGUAUGUGAUCGGCUUAUUUCAUUGUGUGUCUCACAUACAUUAGCUAUUGAUAAUGGUUUAUGGUUAGCAUCUAAUUUAUCUGCAUUUAUCAAUCUUCGUCAUUUAUCUUUAAUCGAUAUUAAACGUUCUUGUUUUGAAUUAAUGCUCAAUACAUCUACACCUAACACAUCUCUCGUCAUAUUUAACGUACAUUAUACAGAAUACUAUCAAGCUGCAUAUACAUUUAAAGGUGUAUCUGAGGGUGCAUAUUAUAAAAGAAUCUUUCGUUUAUUUCCUUUAUUACGUGUAUGUCGCCUUCGAUUCAGGCGGGAUAUAUACAACACUCUAGACACUCAAAUAGUUCUACCACUUAAUAAAACUUUUAUACCGAUUGAAACAAAUCAUUUACACUUACAAUCACUUGUACUUCGAGAAUGUUCACCAGCUUUUCUCUCACAUUUACUUGAAUAUUAUCCACAAUUGGAAGAACUCAGCUUUGAUCAAAGUACUCCUUGGCUACCUGAUAAACAUCCAUUAUUGAAUAAUUAUAAAAAUCAAAUGUUUCGUAUUGAUAAACGUUUGGUUCCUAAUCUACGUUGUCUUAAAAUAACAUUAAAAUAUGAUAUUAAUGCUAUGGAACUGCUUGAUAAAUUAUUUGAUCAUGAUGUUUUAUUUUCAUUGACAAAAUUCACAUUAGAAGGGAUAGUGACUGGACCUAAUGUUGUUUCCAAGUUAUUAUCAAUGCUUUGUCAUCAGUGUUCAUAUACAUAUAUUGUUAACUGGUUUGUGAAAACUACGAUAUCAUUAUCGAACGCAAGUAGUAUUUUGUUAAAUGCAUUGCAACAAUUGAAAGGACGAAUACCAAUCGAAUUAGAAUUAUUUUUAUAUAAUGAUAGUUAUUCUAUUAAAGCUUUCACAUUACCACGAAAGGAUAAAUAUUUAUGUGCUUAUACCUAUUUAAAUAAAAACAUUGUUCACGUACAAAGUCAUUGGUCAUGUACUUUAUCAACAGCUUUAAAUAAUCGUUUGACGUGUAUCAAUACAAUAGCAUUGAAUGCAUUAUGUUUAAUUGAUACUGAUACAGAAUUAUAUAUAUGGCAAGGAUGGAACGAUUUAUCUGAUGAUGAACUUGAUUUGCAACUUUAUAAUGCAAAUAUACAAGCUGGUAGUCCAAGAGAUAUACGUUUUACAGCUGAACGUCGUUGUGCUUUUCUUACAGCUGUUGAAUAUUGUAAAGCAAAAACUGGUUCAGCAACUGUUGAUUUACCUUGUUCUAUAGAAGGAAAAAAAUUAGAUCAAAAAGAUUCAGUUAUUGAUAUGCUUACAUAUUUAUGUCCUGAACAGUAUACUAUUGAAGAACUUCGAGCUCGUCCAUUACCAGAAGGUGUGAAUACAUCAAAAAUAGAAUUUUAUCUAUCGGAUGAUGAUUUUCAAAAAGAAUUUCGUAUGACUAAAGAUGAAUUUUAUGCUUUACCAUAUUGGAAACAAACAAAUAUUAAAAAGUCACUUGGUUUUUUCUAA